AUGAGGAUUACAUCAUAUCCCCUGUUAUCAACAACGUCAUCAUCUAUUCUGUUAUACACUGCAUAUAUUACUGUUAUCUUUAGUUUUAUCACCUUAAUUGUUACAAAUCAACAGACUACAGCAUCGACAUGGAUUUGUUUAAGUCGUGAACAGUUGGUAGCAUUAUCAAAUUCCAAAAAUACCUAUAGAUUUGAAGGUGAAAUUAUACAAAUCGAUAAAGGCGUAAUAUUAAAUAAUAAUGAUGGUAAAAAUUAUGAUAAUUUAAAUGCUUUUGUUAAAAUCACAAAAAUUCUACGACAACCAGUUGGAAAUGUUCAACAAAUCCAUCUAAAUGAAUUAGUUCAUGUGAAUAAGAUUCAGUCAAGAGAUACACCAGUAAGCAAUGAUGGGAAUAGUAAUACUCAUAAUAAUAAUAAUGACAACAACAAAAAUGCGGAUGAGUGUUUGCCUAAUUUAGAAAGAGGAAAACGAUAUGAAUGGAUUACCUAUUCACUGGAGAAUAAUGAUGGGCGUAAUGAUGGGAGUCAGAAAGAAUUAACUCUACUACCUGGUGGGGUGUUCAAGUUACCUGUUACUCCAGUCUCAUUACCACCAGCCAGAUCAUCCUUACCAAUAAAAUCUAAUCAAAACAAUGAGUUUCGUAGUGAUGUAUGCCUAAAACGGGAGUGUCGAUUUGGAGCAGUCUGUGAAGAAUGGUUAUCGAAAGAAACAAACCAGUAUAUUGGUGUAUGCGUUUGUCCAACACUCAUAGAUAUGGCAAAAAAUCAUAUGUGCAAUAUGAACAGUGGUACAAUUUGUACAACAAAUGGUUUAUUUUACCUAAAUGAAUGCGUUAUGCUACAUCAAGCGUGUUUAAAACAAACUGAAUUGAAACCAAUGAAUUUGAAUAUAUUUAGUAGAAUACUAUCUCAAAGUGAUUGUAGUCAAUUAAUUGAAAAAACAUCAGUUACAAUCAACAGUCAUGUAUCACUGAGAACUACGCCUAAGCCUCAGUCGAAUCCCCCAAAAGCCGACAACAGUAAUAUUCAACUAACACCGUCUUCAAAUCUACCGAAGACGAAGACAGAUGAAAAACCACAACAAGACUCACCAUCACUUCAACAACCUUCUCAACUAGUCAAGGUGGACUAUAAUAACAAUGGUGGAAAUAAUAAUCAAUACGCCUGUCCGACUAGAACAUGUCCAAAUGACUUGAAUCCUGUUUGUGAUUCUGAUGGUGUAAUGUAUGCAAAUGACUGUCUUUUGAAAAAGUAUACAUGUCGAAAAUUCGGGAAUUUUAGACCGGCUGCAAGUUAUCCUUGUGAUUCAAAAUUUCAGCGAUCUACUCAAUCGAAGAUAGAAUUAUGCGGAAAUGCUAAUUUAUGCCUUUAUGGUGGGAUAUGCUAUGAUCCACACAGUUAUUAUGCAUCAUCUACGACAAGAAUUACACCGAAGAGAAUAAUGUCAAAGUUUUCCAAUUGUAUCUGUGAUAGUAUUAAUUGUUUAAAUGAAUGGCCUGAUCCAGUAUGCGCAGACGACGGUGAAACAUAUACUAAUCAGUGCUUUUUAAAGCGUGCAAUCUGCGAAACACAAAAAAUGAAGCGUAUAUUAUAUCGAGGAAAUUGUGCCUCCAACCCCUGCUUACAUCAUAAAUGUCGAUGGCAAGGUGAAAAAUGUCAAGUUGAUAUAAAUGGUGAAGCAAAGUGUACAUGUCCUGAACCCUGUCCACAGGUUGUCUCUCCAGUCUGUGGUAGUGAUGGAAUAACAUAUGACAGUACGUGUCAUUUGGAAAGAACAGCAUGUCAAAAAAUGCGAGAAAUACAUGUAUUAUAUUCAGGAGAAUGUAGUCAAGUAAAAGACUGCAUGCUACUCAAUCAACCGUGUCAAGGAUAUGAAAUAUGCUCACGGAUUAAAAAUCCAAUGGUUUAUGGUACAACAAAUCAAAGAUUAGAUGCAAGUGAAUAUGGUUUAACCAAAUCAUUUGAAGAUACAAUACCACAGUGUAUUUGUCCUUCAUGUCCAGAAAAUGGUCUUGGUGGACAAGUCUGUGGAUCAGAUGGGCAGACAUAUCGUAGUGAAUGUCAUUUAAGAUCAAGUGCAUGUCAACGGCAUUCAACAGAUCUAACGGUUAAAUCAAGAGGAAAAUGCGACGCAUGUCAAUCGAAAGAAUGCAAAUAUUAUGCUAUAUGUCAGUUAAGUGUAUUCGGCGAGCCACAGUGUGUCUGUCCAACAGACUGUCUCUAUAUUAGGAAACCUGUCUGUGGAACUGAUGGUAAAACUUACGAGAAUGAAUGUUUCCUAAAAGUUAAAUCUUGCGCUGAUCAAGUUGAAGUUCAUGUAGCACAAGAAGGUUAUUGUCGUCCUUGUGCUGGUGGAUGUCCAUUGGGUUUCCAGUGUCGUAAUGGUCAGUGUGUGUGUCGAGAUAAAUGUCCACCGAAACAUGCAAAUGAACUUGAUGUAUGCGGUACAGACGGGAAACUAUAUCCAAGUGAAUGUGAACUGAAACGUCAAUCGUGUAUUCAACAAACUAAUAUUGAUGUUGACUUGACUGGUGUAAAAUGUCGGCAUAAUAAUCCAUCUCUUCUACAAGAUUCUAAUGGGAAAAUGUCAGGAAAUAUACAAGCUGAUGGUGUUAGAUUACCGAGUUGUACGUGUAAUAAACUUGGUGCCUUGUCAGAAGAAUGUGACUACUUAGGCAAUUGUCGAUGUAAAUGGGGUGUUGGUGGCUUGAAGUGUGAUCAGUGUCUUGGGAACUACUGGGGCAUACAAAAUAAUCAUGAAUGCAUUCCCUGCUCAUGUCAUCCUCUUGGUUCAGUUGAUUCAUCGUGUAAUCAAGCUACAGGUCAGUGUAAUUGUCGUUCAGGUGUUGUAGGACGACAGUGUUCAAUGUGUCCAGAUGGCAGUCAAGUAACAGAAAGUGGUUGUAAUAUGAAAGAAGAAUACAAUGAAGUUCACUCUAGGAAUGGUGUAAAUCAGCGACCGAAUGAACAAAAAGAUUCAAUUAAACAAACUGUACUCAAUACAACUAUCACUUUAAGUCCUCCUUUAUCUGAAGUAAUAGUCGACAGGAACAAUUACGACAGUAACAAUGACAAUGAAGAUAAUCCUAUCAAUGGAAGAUUCUUUACACAAGCAACUACACUACUAGUGGACUUACCAUUUCAAAUUGAUCAACCGACUGAAAUCCAUCUGACGUUAACUUUGUAUGAUGCAAACGGUAUGCUGUUGCAUUAUCGUUCACCGCCGACUGAACAAGAAUUAAUGCUUUUACAGAAUGCACAAGAUCAUCUAUUCACUAUGGGAAUAUCAAAUUGGAGAGUUGUUGUAAAAUAUAUCGAUGGACGUGUUCCUAAUCGUAUAUUGCUUGUCUACAGUCAACAAAAUCUUACUCAACACGUUAGAUAUAACAUUCAAACAGGCAUUAAUUCUGGUCGACCAUGGAUACAAAUUGAUGGAUACCCCAAAACAACUAAUCAUGAUGUCAUCGAGAAAUGGGCUAGUCCGCAUUCAACCAGUAAUAAUAAUGUACCUGCAGCUGGUGGCUUAAAAACUCUUAUGAUUGGUCGACAAAUUAAACAAAAUGGUUACGGUAUUGCUGAUACUAAUGAACUCAUCGAAACGCAUGAAGAUUAUGGUUUCUCUGGCUGUUUAAGUAAACUGACACUUAAUACGGGAGGAUCAUUCAAAAAAUAUUUUAAUUUAAAUCUUAUAAAUGGUGCUCAAAAUAAUUUGGCAUGGUAUGGAACAACAACAAAUCAUAAAACAGCACCAUUAUGCUCACAAUCAAUUCACAAAGUAACAUUGAAUACAGCUGAUAAUAGUAAUAAUAAUAAUAAUAACAAUAAUCACAUGGACAAUACUCAACGUUUAUUACAAUCUGAUCAAAUACAAAGGCAAGAACAUAUAAUUCCUCCAAAACAUCAACAAAUAUCUAAUACACAUCAAUCUAAAAAUUGCAAAAAUUAUGGAACUGUUGUACUUGCUGCAGAUGGAAAAUAUGUUUGUGUUUGUCAACCUGGAUGGCAAGGUGAUUUAUGCGAACAGAUGGUGACUAUUAUACCUCAGUUCUCAGGGAAUGGAUUCAUUCGUCUAGCCGGCCCAACAGGGAAACAAGCAAUGAAACGGAAAAAGUUACACAUUGAGCUAAUUUUCUUGGCAGUCAAAUCUUCAGGCUUAUUGUUUGCCAUCCCGCCGAGAUCCCCAUAUCAAGGUCCAUUUAUAACGGCUCAUUUAGAUUCACAAAGCUACUUAACUGUAACAUGUCGAAUUGGUACGGGAGAAAUGUCAGGGAAUGAAAAUAUUAUUCAGCUGAAGUACAGUGAGCCAGUAAAACUGCAUCACUGGCAUACACUAAUCAUUGAUAAAUUGCCUAAAAUUCUCCGUGUUAAAAUGGAUAACAGUAAGAAGCAACGGGUACCACUGAUUCCUUCACAGUUUCUGCAUGCACAAAAUCGUCUCCCGAAAGAGCUAAGUAACUUCGAUUUGUCAUCAAGUCCAAUUUAUCUUGGUGGUUAUGACUUUCGUGAUCAAGCAACAUUCAGUUUUCUUCCUGUUAGACAAGGUUUAGAAGGAGCUAUUCAGAGGAUCAAUAUAAAUGGUGCUGAGGUUGUAUUAGCCGGACCAUCUCCUGCAGAUAUGACAAAUACACCCGAAGAGUUGAGUAGAUCAUCUCAUCUAAUUGAAAAAUGGGCAAAUACAUCACAAUGGCAAGGCUCACCAUGUGGUCCAGAAUAUUCACCUUGUCAGUUAGACCAACCAGAUAAUAUAUGCCGUCCAAAUAUACAACGUGCUACAUGUGCAUGUACAACACCCUUACAGUUGAUGCAUAUGAUGAAAGGGAGAUUAGAUGAACAAAUCGAUGAAGUUGAAAAACAAGCAUGUCUUCAACGUAAAAUGGAAAUGUCUAAUGCAAAUUCUGGAUUAUCAUUUAAAAAUGAUGGUCAACUACAAUAUGAUGGACCGAAUCGUGGAACUUUUAUUGGUGAAUCAAUCAAUGAAUUUAAUGAAGAACUGCCACCAUCAAAUUAUGAUGAAGUUGAAAAGAUUUUCAUCAAUUUCAGUGGUUCAACAGUUUAUAAGUAUAGUGGACUGAUAAGAUUCACGUCAGAUUUCAAUAUCCGUCUUCGCCUACGUACAGACAAAACGGAUGGCUUAAUUCUAUUGAUGGUUGAACAACCAACGCCUAAUGAUUUUGAAGACGAGACAUUAUCAUCAUCAUCAUCAUCAUCAGUCUUAUCGUUGAAUCAGCCAGUAGCACAGAUUACAACGAGAUCAGAAUUUGUUUCACUUGUAUUACGCAAUGGACGUAUUGAAUUGUUGCUCAAUUUAAUUUCAUCAAGAAAUAAUGAAAAAGUUAAAUCACGAAUUAAUAAUAAUAAUAACAUAUAUUGCUGA
Trichobilharzia szidati is the source of this 5373-nucleotide messenger RNA. The record is from the annotation of a GenBank genome assembly. NCBI's taxonomy places the organism in Eukaryota, Metazoa, Platyhelminthes, Trematoda, Strigeidida, Schistosomatidae.